Messenger RNA from Arabis nemorensis, 1407 nucleotides. NCBI's taxonomy places the organism in Eukaryota, Viridiplantae, Streptophyta, Magnoliopsida, Brassicales, Brassicaceae. The record is from the annotation of a GenBank genome assembly.
AUGGAGACUGUGAAACCAUUAGAUGUUGCUUCAGGAAAAGGAAAACUCAGACGCACAUUUGCUAAAGUCAUCAACAUUAAGAAGCAAACCGGCGUUGUUCCAGAAGGAGACAAGGUUGAGAAAGUGAAGAAGAGCCAAGAAAAAGUGAAGUUGGGUAAAGAUUUAGCGAAGAAGAAUGCAGCAAAUCUGUCCGAGUCUUUUGACAAGUUAGAGGAAGAGUAUGAGAAAAGACUUUCCAUGGAAGCUCUUCUUGCAAAGCUUUUCGCUACGGUUUCUUCGAUAAAAUCGGGUUAUGCGCAGUUGCAGUAUGCUCAGUCUCCUUACGAUCCAGCUGGUAUUCAGAAAGCAGACAACUUGGUAGUAUCAGAACUGAAGACAUUGUCUGAGCUGAAACAGAGUUUCUUGAAGAAACAGUUUGAUCCUAAUCCUGAUAGAAUUCUUGUUCUUGCGGAAAUUCAAGAACUGAGUAGCUUGUUGAAGACUUAUGAGAUCAUGAGGAAGAAGCAGGAGUGUCAAUUGAAGCUUAAAGACUCUGAGAUCAUGUUUCUUAAAGAGAAGUUUGAAGAAUCCAUGAAUCAGAACAAGUUAAUGGAGAAGAGACUAAACCAAAGUGGCCAACUUUGCAAUCCAUUGGCUCAUAAUCUUCAUCAUUCCGCGCUAAAUCCGAGCCAUUUCGUUACUUAUCUGCAUCACACCGUUAAAUCAAUCCGAGGAUUCGUCAAAUUGAUGGUUGAACAGAUGAAAUUUGCUGGUUGGGACAUCGAUAUGGCGGCUGAUUCAAUACAGCCUGAAGUAUUCUAUUACAAGCAAGACCACAAGUGUUUCGCUUUCGAGCAUUUCGUUUGCAAGAUAAUGUUCGAAGCGUUUCAUCUACCUUACUUCUCAACCGAAUCAUCAUCACCUCAGAAGAAGAGCAAAGAGAUGUUCUUCGAGAGAUUCACAGAGCUUAGAUCGAUGAAGACAAAAGAGUACAUAGCUUCAAGUCCUAAAUCGAGAUUUUCUUGGUUUUGCAGAGCAAAGUAUUUGCAGCUCAUACAUCCAAAGAUGGAGCAAGCGUUCUUCGGACAUAUGCAUCAAAGAAACCAAAUCUCUGCUUGUGAGUUUCCAGAGACGAGUUUCUGCACUGCGUUUGUCGAAAUGGCGAAAAGGGUUUGGCUUUUACAUUGCUUAGCUUUCUCCUUCGACCCUGAAGCUUCGAUCUUUGAAGUACCUAAAGGUUGUAGAUUCUCGGAAGUGUACAUGAAGAGCUUGACGGAGGAAGCUUUCCUCUCUCCGCCGGAAGAAAGUUCGCCGGAAUCUGAGCCGCGAGUUGCGUUUACUGUGGUUCCUGGGUUUAGAAUUGGCAAAACUUCGAUACAAUGUGAGGUUUACCUCUCACGUUCAUGUCAACGCCGACCAAUCAGAUAG